GGAAAUAUUCUAUUUUUAUUUAAAUUUGUAUGAAUCAUGUCUUUUAAGCAGUGUUUUAGUGCUUUUCAAGCAUCUACACGAGUAUCUAUUUUUACAGUUAAAAACAGUGCACGUAGAUUAUAUUCUACAAGUACAAAGUCAUCAUCAAGAGGGUUUCUAUAUGGCGGAGUUCUCAUAAGUGCAUCAUUAUUAGGAUGCGGAUAUUAUUACUAUAAUUAUAGAAUGGAUUCUUAUGGUUUUUUAAAAUAUAAAGAUAAGGUCCAAAAAGAUUAUCAUAAAGUAUAUCGCGAGAUUGCGGAAUUGAUGAAUUCUGAAGAAGUAGAAGAUUAUGAUGAUGGUUCACUUGGACCGAUUUUAGUUCGUCUUGGAUGGCAUUCGUCAGGAACUUAUAAUAAAGAAACUAAUGCAGGCGGAUCUAAUGGAGCAACAAUGAGAUUUGAACCGGAAUCUAAGCAUUCAGCAAAUGCAGGACUUGAUGUUGCACGAGAAGCAUUAGAAAAAAUAAAAAAAAAGAAUCCAUGGAUUAGUUAUAGUGAUUUAUGGACAUUAGCAGCAGUUUGUGCGAUUCAAGAAAUGUCUGGUCCGUCUAUUCCAUGGCGUCCUGGUCGUGUAGAUGCGGAUUCUACGCGUUGUCCUCCUGAUGGUUUAUUGCCAGAUGCAUCAAAAGAACAAAAUCAUUUAAGGGAUAUUUUUUAUCGUAUGGGAUUUAAUGAUCAGGAGAUUGUUGCUUUAAGUGGAGCACAUGCUUUAGGACAAUGCCAUACUGAUCGAUCUGGUUAUACUGGUCAUUGGACUUUUUCUCCUACUGUCUUUACAAAUGAAUAUUAUAAGAUGCUACUUAAUGAGAAAUGGAAUUGCAAAAAGUGGGAUGGGCCAAAACAAUUUGAAGAUAAAUCUAAAUCUUUGAUGAUGCUUCCUACUGAUAUUUCUCUUAUAAAGGAUAAAGAAUUUAAAAAGUAUGUUGAACUUUAUGCAAAAGAUGAGAAGAAAUUUUUUGAGGAUUUCUCAAAAGCCUUUAGUAAACUUUUAGAAUUAGGCGUUCCACAUUUUGAUCAAGAACCUAUUAUAUUUAAGCAUAUCGUUGAUUGAUUAUUUUCAUAUAUUUUUAAGUUUUUGAUAUUUAUAUAUUUUUU
Messenger RNA from Pneumocystis carinii B80, 1133 nucleotides. RefSeq lists its product as hypothetical. The coding region runs from base 37 to 1089 and encodes 350 amino acids. Gene Ontology annotation, biological process: hydrogen peroxide catabolic process; cellular response to oxidative stress; response to reactive oxygen species. Gene Ontology annotation, molecular function: peroxidase activity; heme binding. Lineage: Eukaryota; Fungi; Ascomycota; Pneumocystomycetes; Pneumocystales; Pneumocystaceae. The record is from RefSeq and is a predicted model, not a curated record. The transcript is spliced from 7 exons.